Messenger RNA from Auanema sp. JU1783, 960 nucleotides. NCBI's taxonomy places the organism in Eukaryota, Metazoa, Nematoda, Chromadorea, Rhabditida, Rhabditidae. The record is from the annotation of a GenBank genome assembly.
AUGGAUGGUGUUAAGUUCAUUUUAUUAAGUGUUUUGUUCCUUACGCCUGCUACUUCUGAAAGAUGCCCUCCAAUUUUUGGCGAUUAUGAAUGUCCCCAACUAUUCGAAUGCAAGGAAGGGCAAUGUAUUGAUAAAGAUUUGACUCCUUCAACUGCAUGCUCUUCAGAUGUAAUCUGCCCUUCAGGAACAGUCUGCGCUGAAGGAAGAUGCUAUUCACAGAAUGUUAUCAAAUGUAAUAGGCAUGUCCUAGUGGCUGAAGGCAAAGCGAAAAGUUUAGUGUCUGACUGUGGUGUCAAAGGGAAAUGUGUUAAUGGACAGUGUGUACUUGAUAGGUGCAAAGAUGUUUUAUGCGAGGAUGGAGAAAUAUGUAGGGAUGGUAUGUGUAUCAAAAUUUUAGACAACUUCUGCAUUGGGCAUGCGGAAUGUGGACCAAGCCUUGAUUGCCUGAACAACAAAUGUCAAUUAAAAAAGGCAGAAGCGAUUUGUAAUUGCCAGCCAUAUGAAAUUUGUCACCAUGGACAAUGCUUCGCAAACAAUCAAUGUUUAUCUGUUUUUUGUGAGCCUGGAACGUAUUGCGUAGAAGGACAAUGUGUUAACGCUGUUGGGUCAGAUUGCUCAGAAGAAAGUUGUCACGGUGGUGCUGUAUGCAUAAACAACGUGUGUGCUCAUGACCCAUGUAAAAGCAGUUGCCCAGCUGAACAGGAUUGUCGCUUAGGCCAAUGCCGGUACAUGGAAGGUAUAGCCUGCCAAUCUGAAUGCAAGGGACCUUAUGAAUGCAUCGAUGGUCGUUGCCGCCGUAAUGAUUGUUCCAAAAAAGUUUGUCAAUUGGGAGAAGCCUGUGAAAACGGAUCCUGUGUGAGAGUAGUUGGACGGUUCUGUACGUUUGCUGCACGCGAUUGUGGUCAUGCGUUCGCUUGUAUUGAGAACAAAUGCGUCGAUUUAUUGAAGGCAAUUGAAUGA